This is a messenger RNA of Diceros bicornis minor, 3835 nucleotides long. It is a transcript of the gene SEPTIN9, whose product is annotated as septin 9. Gene Ontology annotation, molecular function: GTPase activity; GTP binding; molecular adaptor activity. NCBI's taxonomy places the organism in Eukaryota, Metazoa, Chordata, Mammalia, Perissodactyla, Rhinocerotidae. The transcript has 12 exons. The record is from RefSeq and is a predicted model, not a curated record. Gene Ontology annotation, cellular component: septin ring; septin complex; cell division site. Gene Ontology annotation, biological process: cytoskeleton-dependent cytokinesis. The coding region runs from base 160 to 1914 and encodes 584 amino acids.
GGGGCUCGGCGCACCUCCGCGGGGCGGGGCCGGGGCGCGCCGCCCCCUCCUCCCGCCGCGCUCCUCCCACUCCCGGCCCGGGAUCAGCCCGCGACCUGGGAGCCCGCGCCCCGCGGCCUCGCCGCCACACUUUCCUGGGAGCGGCGGCCCCGCGGCACCAUGAAGAAGUCGUACUCAGGAGUCACUCGGACCUCCAGCGGCCGUCUCCGGAGGUUUGGUGACCCUGGCCCGGCCUUGAAAAGAUCUUUUGAGGUUGAGGAGGUCGAGACGCCCAACUCCACCCCACCCCGGAGGGUCCAGACUCCCCUGCUCCGGACCACGGUGGCCAGCUCCACCCAGAAAUUCCAGGACCUGGGUGUGAAGAACGCAGAGCCCGCGGCCCGCCAUGUAGACUCCCUAAGCCAGCGAUCCCCAAAGGCUGCCCUGCGGAGGGUCGAGCUCUCGGGGCCCAAGGCUGAGCCCGUGUCCCGGCGCACCGAAAUCUCCAUCGACAUCUCGUCCAAGCAGGUGGAGAACGCCGGCGCUGCUGGGCCGUCCCGGUUCGGGCUCAAGCGGGCCGAGACGCUGGGCCACAAGACGCCAGAGCCCGCCCCUCGGAGGACGGAGAUCACCUUAGUGAAGGCCCAGGAGUCAGCCCACCGGAGGAUGGAGACCCCCACCUCCAAGAUCCCCGAGGUGCCCGCCGCCCCCACCGCUGACGUGGCCCCCAAGAGGGUUGAGAUCCAAGUGUCCAAGCCGGCUGAGAUGCCUGCCUCCCCCAUCCCACCCCAGACCCUGGAGAAUUCAGAACCCGCCCCCGUGUCUCAGCUGCAGAGCAGGCUGGAGCCCAGGCCCCAGCCCGCCACGGCCGAAGCCCCACCCAAGAGCCAGGAGGCCACUGAGGCAGCUCCCAGCUGCGUGGGCGACAUGGCUGACACCCCCAGAGACGCCGGGUUCAAGCAGGCGCCCGUGCCGCGGAAUGAGAAGGCCCCGGUGGACUUCGGCUAUGUGGGGAUCGACUCCAUCCUGGAGCAGAUGCGCAGGAAGGCCAUGAAGCAGGGCUUCGAGUUCAACAUAAUGGUGGUUGGGCAGAGUGGCUUGGGGAAGUCCACCUUGAUCAACACCCUCUUCAAAUCCAAGAUCAGCCGGAAGUCGGUGCAGCCCACCUCGGAGGAGCGCAUCCCCAAGACCAUUGAGAUCAAGUCUAUCACGCACGAUAUCGAGGAGAAGGGUGUCCGCAUGAAGCUGACGGUCAUCGACACGCCGGGGUUCGGGGACCACAUCAACAAUGAGAACUGCUGGCAGCCCAUCAUGAAGUUCAUCAACGACCAGUACGAGAAGUACCUGCAGGAGGAGGUCAACAUCAACCGGAAGAAACGCAUCCCAGAUACGCGCGUCCACUGCUGCCUCUACUUCAUCCCUGCCACCGGCCACUCCCUGAGGCCCCUGGACAUCGAGUUCAUGAAGCGCCUAAGCAAAGUGGUCAACAUUGUUCCGGUCAUCGCCAAGGCCGACACGCUGACCCUGGAGGAGCGGGUCUACUUCAAACAGCGGAUCACCGCGGACCUGCUGUCCAAUGGCAUCGACGUGUACCCCCAGAAGGAGUUUGACGAGGACCCGGAGGACCGGCUGGUGAACGAGAAGUUCCGAGAGAUGAUCCCGUUUGCCGUGGUGGGCAGCGACCAUGAAUACCAAGUGAAUGGGAAGAGGAUCCUUGGAAGGAAAACCAAGUGGGGCACCAUCGAAGUUGAGAACACCACACACUGUGAGUUCGCGUACCUGCGGGACCUCCUCAUCAGGACGCACAUGCAGAACAUCAAGGACAUCACCAGCAGCAUCCACUUCGAGGCCUACCGGGUGAAGCGCCUGCACGAGAGCAGCAGCGCCAUGUCCAAUGGCGUUGAGGAGAAGGAGCCGGAAGCGGAGGAGAUGUAGACACCGCCCCACCCCAGGACCCUGCCCCGAGUCUGUCCCAUCCCCCCGGCCUGCCCACUGCCCCCUUUUAUUUUAUAUGGUUUUCUCCAUGUGUCGUGGUUCUCCGCCCCUUUCCAUGCUGCCGAGUAACAAGAUAACGAGUUCCCUCCUGACUAUGAUUGUCAUUAACCGCUGACAGUGGGGACCUGGGCGGUGGGGCCUCGGAGUGGAGGCUGGCUCUCUGGCCGUCCUCAGGUCUGGGGGAGCUGGACUGGCCAGGAGGGUGGGAGAGGACCCGCUGAAUCAGCGCCGACCCCCGACCCCAGGCCCAGCUCCCGGGGGCCCAGAGGAGCAGCCCCCCUGCACUUGGUCCCCCUCGGCCACAGCCCCUGGAGCAUGGCGGGGUUGUGCCCGUGGGAGGAUGGAGCCAUCCUGGUGGACCUGGAGCCCCUUCCUGCCCCUGCCUCCCCACGUGGCAUAGGCGGUAAUUCAGACCACGUAACUCAGAGAGCCCCCUGCCCUUACCCUACUCCCAAGGGGAGAAUAGUUAAUUCCACGAGACGCAAGUUGCCAAUUGCUUAGACACGGUGAGGCCUGUUGCCUGCUGCCCGCCCACCUGCCUGCGAGCCCGUCCUGGAGCAGAAAGUGCCUUUAUCUCAGCCGUCCACGCGAGCCAGCAGACUCUCCCCAGCUGUCCCCUCAGGGAACGGGACAAGUUGGAGAGAGGGUGUGUCUUCAUCUCCCCCUUGCCCCCUCCCCCCUCACUGGGAUUUGAUUACGGAUUCAAAGGAAGGAAAAAGAUGCACCCCACCCGCCCCCUCUGAUUUUUGGAAAGGUGCAAGCAAGUGAAUCUGGUGGAGGAGCUGAGAGAGGAAGCGGUGGCAGGUGCCAGAAGGAAGAGGGGGCCGUGUGGAUUGUGGUGGGAAUGUUCAGAGUGGCCCGAGUGGCCUUGGUGCCUACCCUGCCCCACCCCGCCCUGUGUGACUGGACAAGUGUGUGUGUUUGUGUCUGUCUAUCCAGACAUCUGUUUAGACAUCCAUUUGACCCAAGAUGCUCUGGUUAAAUUAAGGCCCAGUCGGCCAUCCCGGCUAUACACUCAGCCCUCCUGGUCCAGGCCUUGCUGAUGCUGCGACCUGGGGAAGUAGGAUGCCAGGCAAGCCUGACUGUCUGUUGCCCUGUGUGUGCCUCCGCCCCUGCACCCCAGAGCCAAAGGUAAAGACCCCCAGAGAGGGAGAGGUCAGGAGUCAGGUGUGCAUGGCCCGCAGCCGGCUGCAGAGGGGGGUUUCCCUGUCAGCAUGCCCGGCCGGUCUCCUGCUCCCUCACCCUCUCUGCACGAGGGGACCAGCAGGGACCGUCUGUGCCAGGCACAGCAGACUGCCGCCGCUGCUAACUGGCUCCUGGAGAGAGAGAGGUGUCUGGCUCAGGCCGAGGAGGUUAGACCCAGGUGAGGUGCACAUCCUUCUGCAGACCCCGGGCUUGCUUCCUGCAGCCGAUGAGAAGAGCAGUGGGAGGAGCGGGGUGCAGACAGACCUGGGGUGUGCUGGUAUGUGUGCGUGCAUGGAUGUCCCCACAUUGCAUGUCUGCCUCCUCCCCACCUAGGAGAGGAAGGACUCCUUAGCGUAACAGUUUCUUGCCGACUUGCCAUGUUUUUGCCAAAACUAGAAAUUUGAAGGACGUGCCCAUCUCCAGCGUGGGGGCCCGGGACAUGGGGCCGCCUUCCCCGGUGGGGUGCCCCGCCAGCCUCGUGCCGCUGGGGGCUCCGCAGCCCGCCCGGGUGGCUUUGCUUUCCUUCUCUGUAGCCAGAUUUUGAAAAAUUCUUAGUCUCACUGGGAUCGUUCCACAGUGGCCUUUCGCUCUGUGCCUCCUGAAAAAUUCGUCUCCUUUUGUAUAAAUAACUAAGUGUUGACAAUGUAUUUCCUGAAAUAAAUGUUACAAAUGCAAA